AAAAAAUCGUCAACAUACUAAUUGAAAGAUGGCUUCCCCCGCGCCGUGCAAGUUCUUUGCCAGUGGAUAUUGUAUGAGAGGAGAAGAUUGUCGUUAUUCUCACGAAAAGACUACUAUUAUACCUCAAGUUUCCAUUUCUGCGAAAAAACCAUCUGAAGUUGCAACUUCACAUUCAACACAAGAUCCUCGCUCUCAGAUCCCAUGCUACCAUCACUCUCGAGGUAAUUGUCGAAAUGGGAGUGCAUGUCCCUAUUCGCACACUGCAGAGAAACAAAAAGAAAAGGCAGCAGAAGCGGACUUAGACCCUGAGGGAAAACAAAAUUAUGACAACUUCACAAGAGAUUUCGGAGGCGCAUUGGCCAAAUUUGACGUUGGCGCACAAGUAUCUAAGAUCUCGCUACCAACGGACUUUUCUGCCGCUCGAAUCGACGGAUUGCCAUUAGAUGUCACUGCAGAAUCCUUCGUUUCACUUUUGAGAAAGAAAGGAGUACAUCUUAUGCCCGAGUGUGUGCGGAUACGAAGGUAUGAUGACACGGCAUCCGCAGAUGUCAAGGUGGAUGAUCCUACUUUUGCAAAGGGAUUUUGCUCAAAACUCAACGAGAAGACCUUUUUAAAAACCAAAUAUCCAAACAUGAAAGCUUCCCAUGUAUCUGCAGGUCUUCAAUCCGGCACAAAUUCUCACCAAAUCGAAUGCAAAAAGAUUCAAUGCUCUUGGUUCAAACCCUCUAGGACGGUGUGGCUGCACUUUCGAAGUGAAAACGUUGCCGAAAAAGUUUCCGAGAGAAUCAAUUCUAAAUCUUUUAAGGUGCUGGGUCAAACAAUCCGAUCUCAACCACCGACUGGGCGGAUGGCGUCGCUACUCGGUCCACUGACUUGGACGGUUAUGCUCCCAAAUCUGCCUGCCAUGACCACGCAGAAAGACAUCCCCACUUAUAUCACCUUGCCACAUCACAUACCACAAAGAAUAGAAAUUGGAGAGGUUAACUAUGACGUGGAAGGAGAAGAGGCUAGUGCAAUUGUAAUGUCUCUAUUACUUGGGGUUGGUCCUAUUGAAUGGAGCCAAAUCAGUACAGAACUGGAAGGCAAAAGAGCAAAAGCUGUUGCUAGAUAUUACGAGGAGUCCGAUGCAAGAGCGGCAGUUACUUCGUUGCAAGACAUGCCUCUACCAUUUUGUAAAGCCUUGACCUUGACCGUCCAGCUUAUCAGUACCGCAAAAUUCAAAGUUGCAAGCUCGAUCUUCAAUGCCAUUCAAAGUCGAAUCCGUACUGUCAGCCAAAUUUGGAACGAGCAGCAUCUGAAAUUUAAGAUCUAUCCCAGCGCCGGUCUUAAACAGCAAUACAGAGUUUUAAAGAUUGAAGGCGAGGCUUCGAAAGAUGUCGCUGCCGCGAAAGAAGCGUUAAAUGGGAUAUUAGACGGGAUCACAGUGAUGGAUGGUGACAAGCCUUUGUGGACAUCUUCUUUGAUGGGCAAUGGAACCGUUUUUCAGAAAUUCAAAAGGAUUCAGCAAGACCACGGAGUUAUCAUCCUCCGUAACAAGAGAAAACAAGAAAUAAAGCUGUAUGGCCCCGAAGAAAAUUGCAAGGAAGUGGAAUCAAUCAUCACGACAAUUAUUGGUAACGCAUCUUACACUGCUCAUAUAAUUGAAUUGAAACCUGAAGACUUCCGAUGGGCAUGUAAUGGUGGCUUCAGAAUGAUUGCUACUGCACUUGGAGAUAAUAUUGCCACAUUCGACAUUGUCUCGAGGCCACGGAGGAUCUUGAUCGCAGGCACCGAAAAGGAAUACGAAACAGCGUUGAAAAUGAUCGGCAAGAAAGAAUCCAAGCCACAAUCUGAAUCAGUUACCGCCAAAGAAGAUUGCGUUGUAUGCUGGGGAACAGCAGAUAAUCCAAUCCUCACCAAAUGCAAUCAUGUAUAUUGCAUCGAGUGUUUCGAACUUUCCUGCAGCGCCGCAAGUUCCAACGGAAAGACUUUCUCAAUAAACUGCCACGGGGACAUGGGAAGAUGUCAAGUCAGCUUCAGCCUUGAAGAACUACAAGAAAUCCUCUCCUCUAAAGCAUUUGAAGAUAUCCUCGAGGCCUCUUUCUCAUCUCAUAUCCAGCGAAAUCCGCAGACAUUCCGUUAUUGUCCAAAGCCCAAUUGCGAUACUAUCUAUCGAGUCACAGAUACUAUGCAUUUCAAUACCUGCACGGAGUGCUGCACGGUAAUAUGUACAUAUUGUCACCAUCAGCACGACAACAAAACGUGCGCGGAGUAUGAAUACGAGUCUUCUGGAAAGUAUGAAGCGACACUCAAAAUGAUGGAAAAGAUCGGGAUCAAGAGUUGUCCCAAAUGCAAGACAUCUAUUGAGAAGACGGAUGGGUGUAACCACAUCGAGUGCAAAUGUGGUGCACAUCUUUGUUGGGUGUGUUUGGAGUCAUUUGAAUACUCAAAGCUGUGCUACGACCACAUGUCAGCAAAGCAUGGAGGGUGCUUUAGUCUGCCCUUUCUUCAAGAGUAGACUAUGGAGCAGCGGAGCUCGGCCUGGUAAACGGCUUUUAAUUCUGAGCUGGGAAGUGUUUGUUAAAGCUUUAUAUACGAGCACUAUUUUCCUUCUGCAGUAUCUAAGUUUAUAAUUCUCAUUCAUUCUAUUUUCCUAGGGUACCCGAAAGUCCAGACUGCAGCCCAACAAUCAAGAACUUUGGAAUUUUGAAUUCCUCUCGAUUGAUGAAUCUCUCUUAAAUAUUGAAUAAAUUUUAGUUAUCAAAUUGAUUCAAAACAAUUGAUUUAUGAAAUCGAUAAUAUCAGACUGUGGAAAACACUGCAUUUUCUAUCAGUCAAUUUUUCAAGCCGUGUUAACUAUAAUUCACU
Molecule: messenger RNA, 2847 nt
Organism: Botrytis byssoidea
Lineage: Eukaryota; Fungi; Ascomycota; Leotiomycetes; Helotiales; Sclerotiniaceae
Exons: 3
Coding region: 29-2497 (822 amino acids)
Biological process (GO): proteasome-mediated ubiquitin-dependent protein catabolic process; protein linear polyubiquitination
Cellular component (GO): ubiquitin ligase complex
Molecular function (GO): ubiquitin binding; ubiquitin-protein transferase activity; zinc ion binding
Source: RefSeq, a predicted model, not a curated record